Messenger RNA from Aspergillus novofumigatus IBT 16806, 393 nucleotides. RefSeq lists its product as uncharacterized. Lineage: Eukaryota; Fungi; Ascomycota; Eurotiomycetes; Eurotiales; Aspergillaceae. The record is from RefSeq and is a predicted model, not a curated record. The transcript has 6 exons. Bases 1 to 393 code for a protein of 130 amino acids.
AUGGAGGGCCAGCGUUCUUUGCUUGACAGAGUUACUACGUGGCAUCCCAAGAGGAAGGCCGAGAAGAAGACCGAGGAGGAGCCCACUGCCACGCCCGCCGGUGCCACCACCACCUCCGCCUCCGCCCCUCCGCUCCUCCCCCGCGCAAGGACUCGCCUGGAAAUUAUGAAGCAAGAGUGGUGCAAGGAGCUUUUACAAAAGGCCCUCCGACAGCAGGAGUUGCUGGACGAGCUCGAGGAGCGCAAGGCAAUCAAGGACCAGCGCCUCCUUGAGAAGCGGGAGAUCCAGGAUGAGAUCCGCGGCCUCCAAGUCCGCUUGGAGGCCGCGGAUCAGGCCUUCCACCAGGCGAAGGCGGAUGUGACAGAGACAGUUCGUAAAUUAAAUAAGCUUUAA